Molecule: messenger RNA, 785 nt
Organism: Scheffersomyces stipitis CBS 6054
Lineage: Eukaryota; Fungi; Ascomycota; Pichiomycetes; Serinales; Debaryomycetaceae
Gene: YKT6
Product: palmitoyltransferase
Exons: 1
Coding region: 1-603 (200 amino acids)
Biological process (GO): endoplasmic reticulum to Golgi vesicle-mediated transport
Cellular component (GO): Golgi apparatus; membrane
Molecular function (GO): SNAP receptor activity
Source: RefSeq, a predicted model, not a curated record
AUGAAGAUCUACUACAUCGGUAUCUUGAGAACAAGCGGCGAGAAAGCGCUCGAGUUGACUUCUGCCAGAGACCUCACCCAGUUCUCAUUCUUUGAGAGAACCGGAGUGUCCCAGUUCAUGACCUUUUUCUCUGAAACUGUUUCCCAGAGAACCCAGGCUGGCCAAAGACAAAGUAUUGAAGAAGGCAACUAUAUCGGACACACAUACACAAGAUCAGAAGGUAUCGCCUGUGUUAUCAUCUCAGACAAGGAGUACCCUGUCAGACCAGCAUACACAUUAAUCAACAAGAUCUUGGAAGAGUAUUUGGCAUUACAUCCACAACAAGAAUGGGCCAACAUCUCAGCCACCAGUCCUAGCUUGGCCUACGACCAGUUGGAACAGUACUUGAAGAAGUAUCAGGAUCCAUCUCAAGCUGAUUCUAUCAUGAAGGUGCAACAAGAAUUGGACGAAACCAAGAUCGUCUUGCACAAGACUAUCGAAAGUGUGUUGCAGAGAGGCGAAAAGUUGGACUCGCUUGUUGACAAAUCAGAGGCGUUGUCGUCGUCGUCUAGAAUGUUCUACAAGCAGGCUAAAAAGACAAAUUCGUGCUGUAUCAUCAUGUGAAUGCUCGUAACAUCAACUACUAAUACUAUUCAUAAGAACAAAUCUCUAGACAGCCAUAUCAGCUCAAGUGGUUCUAAUGGUUCUAAUGGUUUUCAAUAGCUUCCAUCUUGUGUCUUUCAUACAUAUAUCAUUCUUUAUAUGUCUCAUCUCUACUCUAUACCAUUAAUACACAUACAUACAUU